Molecule: messenger RNA, 2656 nt
Organism: Dunckerocampus dactyliophorus (ringed pipefish)
Lineage: Eukaryota; Metazoa; Chordata; Actinopteri; Syngnathiformes; Syngnathidae
Gene: azin1b
Product: antizyme inhibitor 1b
Exons: 8
Coding region: 592-1731 (379 amino acids)
Biological process (GO): negative regulation of protein catabolic process; positive regulation of polyamine transmembrane transport
Cellular component (GO): cytoplasm
Molecular function (GO): ornithine decarboxylase activator activity; ornithine decarboxylase activity
Source: RefSeq, a predicted model, not a curated record
GCUCCAAUGUUUCCCACAGGACUGCAAUCUAUUUGUGGCUACGGCGGUGGUGGUUUGGUGGGUGUAAUUAAGUUACCGUAUUAGCAUAACUGGCCAUGAUGUAUUUGCAUGUAAUAGCAAUGGACGUUAAAAAAAAAAAACCACACAACCAAUAUGUUUAGAAAUACAAAUGAACUUUCUUCUACCGCUUCUUUCUUUUUUUAUGUCAAAAACAAGACAGAGCCACCCGUGAACGCUUGUAGAUGGGGGAGUGUCCGACAGCAGCACCAUGCUUUCAUGUCAGUCUCCACGGCUUUGUUUCAUUGAUUGCGUUUUUCGUCAAGUAUUAAGAUUUCGCACUUUGUUGGGCGAUCCUUGACCGCACCACGGUAAUGUGCUAUGAAAUGCAAAAGUGAAACCUAUACAAUAAUACCUCGUCAUGUCGCGGUUCGAAUUUCGCGGCUCCACUCAAUCAUGAUUUUUCAAAAAUAUGUUAAUAAAUCAUGCUGUUUCAUGGUUGAAUACAGCCUAUUAGUAAAAAAAAAAAUACACAUUUCAGCAAAUUGUACAUGGUUUUUUUCUCUGAAUUAAGCAUUUUAAAGCAUGUCUUAAAUGUUCUCUUACAAUGUCUACUAUAUGUGCCCUGCGAUUGGCUGGCGACCAGUCCAGGGUGUAUCCCGCCUCUCGCCCAAAGUCAGCUGGGAUAGGCCCCAGCAUACCCCCGUGACCCUAGCUGAGGUCAACCUGGCGCUGGAGCACGGCGUCUCGCCCGACAACAUCAUCCUGUCGGGUGUCUGCAAGCAGCUGGCGCUCAUCAAGGCUGCCUCCAAGAACGACAUCCAGCUUCUCGUUUGCGAGAACGAGGCCGAGCUGUCCAAGAUUUCACGUCUCCACCCCCGCGCCAAGCUGCUGCUGCAGUUGAGCACCGAGGCGCACGCGGCAGAGACCAGCGUGGUUUUCGGUUCGUCCCUGAAGAGCUGCCGGCACCUGCUGGAGGCCGCCAAGGGGCUCGGCGUCCAGGUGGUGGGUGUGGCCUUCCAUGUCCCGAGCUCCUGCCAGGACACACAGGAAGCCUACUGCCACGCGUUGACUGACGCCCGCUGCGUAUUUGACAUGGGGGCGGAGCUGGGCUUCAACAUGAACAUCCUAGACAUUGGCGCCGGAUUCACCGGCUCAGAGUUUCAGCUGGAACAGGUGGAGUCCGCCGUCAGCCCGCUGCUGGAUGCCUAUUUCCCUCUGCAGUCUGGCGUGCACGUGCUGGCCCAGCCAGGCACCUUCUACGUGGCGUCUGCGUUUAGCCUGGCGGUCAACGUGAUUGCCAAGGAGGUGGUGACCCGCCGCUGGGACAGCUUAGCUCCAGGUGAUAACAGCGACGACACAGAGUUCCUGUACUAUAUGAACGAGGGCGUUUAUGGUCCGUUCGGCAUCAAACUCCUGGGAAGCGCUGUUGCCGCCCCUUCCGUGCACAAGCACGUGCUGUGCGCCCAGAAGGCAGUCUAUCCCAGCAGCCUGCGGGGUCCGUCGCUGGACCAGCUGGACCACGUGGUGGAGCGCUGCCUGCUGCCCGAGCUCAGCGUGGGUGACUGGCUCCUCUUCUCCAACAUGGGCACCUGCGGCCUGGACAACCCGUGCAGCCUCUCUGCCACCCAGCAGCCGCCUGUCCACUACGCCGUCUCUGCCUCCGACUGGUAUGAAAUGCAGGAGGCUGGUGUGGAGCUUGAUGGUGCCAUGAAGACACUCGCCAUGGUUUAGUCCCAUGUACCCCAUCCCUCCCUGAGCCAUGUGACAGGAGGGAUGUGAUAUUUGGGAUAAGCGUCUCUCUGUGGUCCACAUUCCAUCCUUCUUGGGGAAAAAUCAGUGUGGUUUUACUUCCAGGAAUUUGUCUUCAAGAUCUUUUCUUUCUAUUGCCCUGUCAAGAUAAAAUCAGUCCCGUCCAAGCGACGUUAUGCAACAAAAUGGAUGACUCUGGAGAUGGGAACACCCCCCACCACCACCACCACCAAGCACACCCAUUGGUGGGGGGGGUGUUUGUGCUCUUCCCUUUUCCCUCCCACCUGCGAUUGAUCACGCUCUUUGCUCACCUCGUCCACCGUCCUGUGAACCCUGUGUCCGUGAAACGCACGACUUUUGAAGAAUGGGCGUCUCGUGUGGAUUCCGUACCUCACACCCUCCGCUUGGCCUCGCUGAAAUGAAAUCAACACAUUAUUAGAACCUAGUCUUUUCUUCUCCUUGUAUUUUCUAUUUAUUGGAUUCAGCUGUGUGUGGGUCCCAUUCAGCAGCUCUUUCCUAAUAAUAUUAAUAAUAAAUAAUAUUGAUUGAUGUGUUUGGUCCCUUCAAGGCUACAUGUGUGCUGUGACUAUUUGUCACCUCAGUGGUUUUUCUCCGCUACUAUUGAGGUUUCAAAUGCACAAAAUAUUUUAUAGACUUUAAAAAGGUAAAAAAAAAAAAAGAAUGGUCCAGAUCCCCAGAUGAGUGAGGAUCUGCGAACGCGUUCUCACAGCCUAAACGUUUGUUCUUAUUAAAGGCGACCUGCCCCUCGUGUGUGUUGCAAACAACUCAUGUAUUCAUGAUUUGCUGUCUGAAGCACUAAUGGACCAUAGCCUGUUUUUUCACUGUAAAUUGUGCUUGUUAAAGUAAUGAAAGUGAUUAAUUUAAUACAUUUCUGACUGAAAUCAUA